Molecule: messenger RNA, 691 nt
Organism: Adineta steineri
Lineage: Eukaryota; Metazoa; Rotifera; Eurotatoria; Adinetida; Adinetidae
Source: the annotation of a GenBank genome assembly
GUUAUCAUUCGCGUUCGAUAGAACCCCAUUAUUUAACGCUUGUCAAUCAAGCAGUUGGCAAAGAAAUUUGUGGGUAUCUACUGAAUUUCAGCGAGUAGUUAAAAGUACAGGAGAAUCUUUAAGUUCAUUUCUAAGACCACCCCGAUGGAUUGUUGUUUAUCGUAAUGAAGACAUUAUAUUCGUUAGCGCUUUUGAAGCUAACUGGUUAAUGGGUCAAUUGCAGUCCAAUAAAUCCUCAGUCACAACAUUACGCUUGUUGUUACCUCGUACUAAGCGAGUUCAAUCAAUUUUUGUCAACACUCCAACUCUCAUGAUUCCACCAUCAAUUGAACUCCCAAAUACAAAUAUGAUUUACUUCAUACCAAUCGAAUUGUUAGUUCAGUUAUUUGUUUUUAAUGGAACCCUCUAUUUUGAAACACUCGACGAACAAAUAGCUUAUUGUCAAUGUCUAGGUCUAUGUCCCAAACCUUGGACAACGAAAGAAGAAGAAGCUUUUGAGAACGGUUGGAUUUCUAUUGAUGGAUUUGUACAAAAACCAAAACAUCGUCUGCAGUUACAACUUAAUCAAGCUCGAUUCCCUUCCAAUCCACUAACAUUCAUUAAGCAACUAAUUGAAACUCGAAAUAAUUCACAUCCACCGAUCACAUCACAUGUUGGAAGUAUUAUUUUCAAUUCUCAUAAACUUCUUUAA